Molecule: messenger RNA, 1617 nt
Organism: Anisakis simplex (herring worm)
Lineage: Eukaryota; Metazoa; Nematoda; Chromadorea; Rhabditida; Anisakidae
Source: the annotation of a GenBank genome assembly
AUGGACGAUGAGGAUGAGAACAGGGAUGAUGAAGAGGGAGGAGACGAGGGUCAAGUUCGAGAACAAGGUCAAGAUGGAGACGGCAAUGCGAACGAGGGUGGUGCUAUCGAGCAAGCAGCAUUGGUCGUUGCACGACUGCGAGCCGUAGUUGAUCGUGCUGACGCGGCUAUCGCUAAUGUCGCUAAUGAUUUCGUUCUGAGGCCUGAACAACAACGAGCGGUGGCAAGGCAAGUAUCCGGGGACGGAAUGGCUGUAGCAGCAUUGAACGCAGCUGUUGGAGAUGCCGAAGCAGCGGCGGUCGUGUUAAUCGGUCAGUUACGCGAAAUGGUCGAUGUAUUGGUUCGUGAACGAGAUCAGAUCAGGGAGGUGGUCUUGCAGCGAGGUCUUUUGGACGAUAACGAUGAUAACAAUGCUGAUUUGGGCUUCGAAUUAUUCCCACUCAAUGAAAUUGUCUAUCAGCCAGAAAUGUUGCUGAAAUCGUCGGUAACGGUGGUGGUUGAUAAUUUUUCGAAGUUUCGCCAAGAGCUUACGUUCUUACCGAGUGAACUUCUGUUCGAGAUUUAUAUGAAUAUGUAUAAACGAGAGAAAUUCUGUCAACUUGGUUAUGAAUGGUGCAAUUUGGAUGUAUUCCAUCGAAUGCUGAUGCUCAAAUCCAAAAGGAUCGAGAUUCACGAGAUAUAUCAAUGUCUUAUUCGAAACGGUACAAUGAUCUCUGGCACCUUGCUAGCUGUCGCAAAGCAACGCGUUGAUUGGCUCUUAUCAGAUCCAAGUUGGACUGUUUAUGAAUUGGAAGAGCUUUAUAAUUUCACACUGGAGUUGGGUGUUUUCUUCCUCGAAUCUUGUUCAUACAACUGGGCUGGCGGCGCAUUGCUUUACUGCCAUUCGAUCCUUCUCAAGUUCCCUGUCCGAACGAAUUGGCGUCAGCAGAAAUUAUUCGAACUGAAUUACUGGUUGUUGGAGUAUUACACGGGUAAUUGUAUGUAUACGGAGGCGAUACGAACGUGUUCGUUGUUCGAUGCAUUAAUAUCGCACGUCGAAAAAUCAUCAAAUCAAAAUGAUGACAAAGCUGUUAAUUUAGCGCAGAUACUUAUUCAAAGCGCUGUUCUUUGGUAUCAGAUAGGUGAAUUUAAACAUGCACUGCAAUAUGCCGUUCGAGCACUGCGUUGCAUCGUUAAUCGACCAACGCCGAUGCGGACAAGAGUGGAUGUGUUGAGAAUAUCGGCAAAGAUAUUGAUUUGCCUAAGACAAUCUGAUUUGGCAAUGAAGCUGAUUCGAUAUGCGGUCGCCGUAGUUCUGAGGCAUUUCGAUGGUGGUCGUCGAUUCAGUUGUGUCUUAUUUGAUUAUGCGUUUUGCUUGGUGAAUCGAGAUCGCGUCGAGCAUGCACUGGACGUUUACGAUAUCGCGUUACGAAUUCGUGAACAGCAGUUCGGUUCUUUUUCAGUGCGUACAUCACAGGCACUUGAAGAUGUUGCUUAUGCGCUCUACGUGCAUGGUUAUGGCACUGGCAAUUUUCAACAUGCAAGUGAGCUGGCGGAUCGGGCCGUACAGAUCAAUAAGAAACUUCUGUCGAAAGAUCACAUGCUGAUCGCAUCAAGUCAACGAAUGAAAGGUAUUUGA